This is a messenger RNA of Spea bombifrons (plains spadefoot toad), 762 nucleotides long. Its product is annotated as pulmonary surfactant-associated protein D-like. The coding region runs from base 1 to 762 and encodes 253 amino acids. The transcript is spliced from 4 exons. The record is from RefSeq and is a predicted model, not a curated record. Lineage: Eukaryota; Metazoa; Chordata; Amphibia; Anura; Pelobatidae.
AUGAAGAGGCUUUAUAUCUUCUGCAUCAUGGCUUUGAGUGUGGACCUCGUCCGAAGCACCGUCCAGAUAUGCCAAGACACCGAUAAAAACUCCUGUACUGUUACAUGCGGGUCGCCUGGGAAAGACGGUCUUCCUGGAAAAGAUGGUAACGUUGGACCUAAGGGUGAAAAAGGAGAUCAAGGUCCAAGAGGAUUUGUAGGUCCAGUUGGACCUCCUGGAGCUCCAGGGAUACCCGGGGAAAGAGGACAGCAAGGACCACCAGGUCCAAAGGGGGACAGAAGUGACAGUGGGGCAUCAGCUCUCGAAGCUCUCCAAGGUCAAGUAAGCUCAAUUGAGCAACAACUCAGAUCAUUGAAAACUGCCGUAGAAGCUCAGAAGAAAGGUCUGGUUUUUGCUAAAAGAAAGAGCAGCGGGGACAAAAUCUACAUGGUAUAUGACUUAGAACUGUCUUAUGGAGAAGCCGUCCAAAUUUGUUCCAAGGCUGGAGGCCAGUUGGCUUCCCCUCAGAAUAGCGCGGAGAAUGACGCCGUGUUGGCCAUCUCUUUGGAAAAAAAUACUAUACCUUACCUGGGAAUAAACGACAUUGAGUUGGAAGGAAGUUUUCGUUACCCAAACGGUCAGGUGAUUGGCUACUCAAACUGGUAUCCCGGUGAACCCAACGAUAACCUCCGGGUUGAGGACUGCGUGACAAUGUAUAAUACCGGAAAAUGGAACGAUUCCAAUUGCGACAAAACCCGUCUUGUUAUCUGUGAAUUCUUUUAG